Molecule: messenger RNA, 3503 nt
Organism: Haliotis rufescens (red abalone)
Lineage: Eukaryota; Metazoa; Mollusca; Gastropoda; Lepetellida; Haliotidae
Product: neuronal acetylcholine receptor subunit alpha-10-like
Exons: 8
Coding region: 160-1578 (472 amino acids)
Biological process (GO): chemical synaptic transmission; monoatomic ion transmembrane transport; regulation of membrane potential
Cellular component (GO): synapse; membrane; neuron projection
Molecular function (GO): extracellular ligand-gated monoatomic ion channel activity; transmembrane signaling receptor activity; neurotransmitter receptor activity
Source: RefSeq, a predicted model, not a curated record
CAUUGAAAUCCUACACCAAGCUUGACCUCAAUAUCAUCCUUUCUCAAACAGGCGGUCUCAAUCAAGGCCGCUGCAUAUGUACGCUUCAUGGUGUCGUGUACAUGUUGACACACUGCACAUCAGCCGGACAUUCGGCACAGUGACCAAAGUGCUGCUACCAUGGCUUUCAACGCCUGCUUGAACAUCUUUGUGACUGUUUACUGUGUUGUGUGUCUGUACCCGGGGCUGCCCCAUGUUGAAGGAGGCAGUGACCAGGGCGAGGUAUACUGGGAGUCGAAAAUAAUAUCAGACAUCCUCGUCAAUUCGAGCUACGUGAAGGAAGCGCGGCCUGUAAAAUCUGCCAACGUAUCCGUUGUCGUCACGAUCUUUCCCAUGUUCCUCAGCAUCGACAACAUAAAUGAAGCCGCCAACACUCUGACUACAAGGCUCAUCUUGUUCCAGCAAUGGACGGACAGCCGACUGACGUGGAAUCCAUCAGAGUAUGGGGGUGUGGCCAGCGUGAGACUCCCCUCGUUAAGGGUGUGGCUGCCGGAUAUAGUGCCUUUUAACACGGCACCAAGUGCAGCCCCAGAUCCCCUGUAUGAAGAAACACUUGACGUAUCGAAUGACGGCACCAUGAAAUGGGCACCAUUGAUCCUCGUGUCAUCAGCAUGUCCCCUAGAUGUCACCAAUUUCCCAUUUGAUACCCAAUCCUGCACGAUCGUCUUUGGCUCGUGGGUACACACAAGACAACACAUGGAUAUGAAGUUCUUCAAGGAAGGAGCGAAAGAGAUGGAUCUUGACGCCUCAGACAGUUCCAUGGGCUUGCCAGUUGUUGAACAUCCGUAUUGGAACAUCAAAGACGAUAAGGUGAAAGCCAAGCUGUCUCAUGUGACGUAUGCGACGUAUGAAUUCACUAUACUAACCAUGACGGUGGAGGCGAAGAGGAAAGCUUCCUUCUUCAAGUACCUGGCCAUAGGGCCUGGAGCUCUCAUUGGCUUCCUGGUUCCCAUGAUUUUUUUACUACCUGCCAGGUCCAAGGAAAAGAAUACGUUUGGCAUGCUGAUGAUCAUAGGGCUCAUUCUCCUCAUCUCGGUACUAGCCGAGGCCGUUCCCCUCAACCAUAGCAGCACACCACGAGUAGGUCUCUUCUAUCUGAUCACACUCACGCUGAUUUGCUUUAGUAUGAUCCUCUCUGUAAUCGUCAGCAACCUCAACGUCAGGGGCGCCAGACGCCGGCCCCUGCCACAGUGGCUUCACCAGGCAUGUUUAAGCCGAAAUGGCCUACGGAGAAUUUUGUGUAUCGACAAGUACUCGCCCGUGGACAGUUUGUUCGCCGAAACUUUGCGGGAGACGGAGGACAUGUCUACGCAUGGGCAACCGGAAGUUCCGAGAGGGAGAGAAAUGGACAGCGUCCACACAAGUGAAAUGAAGGAUGUUUGCAAAUAUUUGAGAUACAUUUGUGGGAAAAUGUCGGCCGAAGACUCCUACAAAAACGUGAACCAGGACUGGGAGGAACUUGCACGGGUGGUGGACCGAGUCCUCUUCGUCAUAUUCUUCCUCCUGUACGUACUUACGGCGGUGUCCUUGUUGACAUAGGGGGUCCACGUGGAGAUGCACGCUUGCUGAAAGAAGGGUAUGGUUGUCCUGAAGACAGAGGUCAAUCAUGUCAAGCAGAGGUCAAUCAUGUCAAGCAGAGAUCAAUCAUGUCAAGCAGAGGUCAAUCAUGUCAAACAGAGGUCAAUCAUGUCAAACAGAGGUCAAUCAUGUCAGGCAGAGGUCAAUCAUGUCAAACAGAGGUCAAUCAUGUCAAACAGAGGUCAAUCAUGGCAAGCAGAGGUCAAUCAUGCAGUGUGGAAACAGGGGCCUUCAGCGAACAAGCCAGCAGUUUGACCACGAGGCCGUCUAACUGCUUCUUGGACAUCUUCCCGAGGCAAGGGAGUUAGCUGACUAUAAAGGUCCAGUUUCCAAACUUGCCGAACUAGCUACAUAGGUUGGAAUUUCGUGGCUUGGUCGUAGCGCCACCAGAGGCUAUAACGAGUUAUGUCCCUUCUCUGUCCCUCCUAUUGACCAAUUAAGUUCCACCUCAAAUGAAUUUGCUUCAAAUGCGCCCAUUCGUCACCACUCGGCCCUUUCCGUAAUCGGCAAGAAGAUUCGCCCCCCUAUCGAUGAAUGUUAUGUCCGAAAUUACGACAAACCAGUCAGAAUGCACGCAUGACUUUAAGUAUUUCCGUCAAAGAAUCCCUCAGGAAUAGGUUUUGACUUUACAUAUGUCUUGCUUUUAAAAAUAUCCCCAAGAUACAGUUAAAUGUGUUCAGUCAUACUGUAUAAUACUGUAUGUCCCGAUAUGUUAAAUAGCAUCUAAAUAUAUUUAUGAUAUAUAAGGGAAAUAAACGUGAAUCUUAACGCAACGACUUGACAAUUCGUUUAGCUGUGCCCGUUUGCACUUAGACGGAACCCAGUUUCAAAAAUGGCCACGAGAGGGACACGAGUCGCUAUGCAUAGACUCGUUAGUCCACCCGAAAUAUAACUCCGAAAUUCCACCCUUUUUCGGCAAUGGUGGAAACUUGAUAUUUAUGGUCAGUUUAAUCCCUUGUCUCGGGAAGGUGUUUCUUGGAAGACCUCGGUGAGUCUUUGGGAAAUUCAAGGUUCUGAUUGUCUUGGCUCGGUAAAAGAUAAAGCUUUUUUAAAGAUUAUUUUCUGAAUAUUAAAUUGGAUGAGCCUCUUGGACUAGUAGGUAUAGGUGUGUAAAAGUUUUUAGUAUCACACCUAACACGAUGGGUCCGUCAGAUUAUACAGUAAAUUCGGUUUCAUUGUUCGCUGGACACAUGGCUGACUCUUAAAGAUGCAUUGUGUGAAAAAGCAUGUCAACGUUUCAUCCUGCGGCGUUGGGCCACAAACAAACACUUUUUAAAAUACAAAUUUGGUGAGUAGCCACCGGUAGUGCAGGACAUCUUUACCCUUCACGCGAGCACCUGGUGUCAUCCUCGAUUUCCAGUGAACCAUUCAUAUACUUGCCACCGCCUCUUUCGGUGGGAACUGUUACGGUUUAUAUACAGCGUUUACGGUUUAUAUUCAGAGAAAGUUGUAUAGCACUAACACGGCAUUAGUCUGGACUAGUACAAGCAAACACACACACACACACACACACACACACACACACACACACACACACACACACACACACACACACACACACACACACACACACACACACACACACACACACACACACACACACACACACACACACUGUGUUGGGUAAUUUUGUGUAAAAUACAUUGGUUCAAUGAAGACUGGUGUAAGAAAUGAAUUUGCAACCACAUGACCCCGACCAUGUUUGAACUGUUUUGUAAAUUUGUGUCCAAAAUGCAAAGAUGUCUAAGACACCUAUCAGCAGUUGUGCAUUAGGCAAAAUUUUUGUGUCUUUAAGUUUUAAAGGUUUUUAAUCAAAUUAUAUUUGAAAACAACAACAACCCAAACAUGUGGAAGUAUUAUUCGAGUGCUGACUAAGCGCCAGUUCA